Messenger RNA from Metopolophium dirhodum (rose-grain aphid), 3566 nucleotides. RefSeq lists its product as uncharacterized. The coding region runs from base 3022 to 3408 and encodes 128 amino acids. The record is from RefSeq and is a predicted model, not a curated record. NCBI's taxonomy places the organism in Eukaryota, Metazoa, Arthropoda, Insecta, Hemiptera, Aphididae. The transcript has 3 exons.
CAGAAUCUUUAUAUUUAUAUCUCUCAAGUUUUUUCUGAAAGUGACUUUGAUUGCAUCCAUGCCGAGGUUGUUUUCGUUACGUUGUUGUAAUAUGGAGUUGAUUUUUUCCCAGAUAAGUGACGACUCCAUUUUUUUUUUUUUUUUUUUAGACAUUAUCUAAUUUACUAUAUAACUCAUUUAGCCCUUUUUGAAUAUUUUUCUCACAUAAAUAACUUAUAUAGAUUAAAUGUUUAUAUUCGUCUAUUAAAUUCUGUUUUUCUGCGAUCAGUCUUUUUCUGGUUUCUUUCAGCACCGCUUUUUGUAUUUUUAUUUUAAUAUUUUUAAUAUUACAAUGGAACAUUUUUUCAUCGAUAUCUUGAGCAUGAUAAUUUUCUUUCUGCUGUUUCAAUAUUUGCCUGAUUUGUUCGUGAAUUAGUGAUUUGGCUUCCAUUUUUUUUUCAUUUUUUUUUUUAAAAAAUUCUGGAAAAAUUAUAUAGAAUUUGUAAACUAUCUACUAGAUAAAAAAAAAUAAUGCAUAUUAAUGACAAUAAUUUAUUUCCAACAUAUUCCUACUUUUUUAUGUUUUUUAACUCUUUUAUAUUAAAAAUUUGUAUGUAUUAAUCAUAAUUUAUUAAUACUUAAGUUUUUUCUGAAAGUGACUUUGAUUGCAUCCAUGCCGAGGUUGUUUUCGUUACGUUGUUGUAAUAUGGAGUUGAUUUUUUCCCAGAUAAGUGACGACUCCAUUUUUUUUUUUUUUUUUUUAGACAUUAUCUAAUUUACUAUAUAACUCAUUUAGCCCUUUUUGAAUAUUUUUCUCACAUAAAUAACUUAUAUAGAUUAAAUGUUUAUAUUCGUCUAUUAAAUUCUGUUUUUCUGCGAUCAGUCUUUUUCUGGUUUCUUUCAGCACCGCUUUUUGUAUUUUUAUUUUAAUAUUUUUAAUAUUACAAUGGAACAUUUUUUCAUCGAUAUCUUGAGCAUGAUAAUUUUCUUUCUGCUGUUUCAAUAUUUGCCUGAUUUGUUCGUGAAUUAGUGAUUUGGCUUCCAUUUUUUUUGCAUUUUUUUUUUUAAAAAAUUCUGGAAAAAUUAUAUAGAAUUUGUAAACUAUCUACUAGAUAAAAAAAAAUAAUGCAUAUUAAUGACAAUAAUUUAUUUCCAACAUAUUCCUACUUUUUUAUGUUUUUUAACUCUUUUAUAUUAAAAAUUUGUAUGUAUUAAUCAUAAUUUAUUAAUACUUAAGUUUUUUCUGAAAGUGACUUUGAUUGCAUCCAUGCCGAGGUUGUUUUCGUUACGUUGUUGUAAUAUGGAGUUGAUUUUUUCCCAGAUAAGUGACGACUCCAUUUUUUUUUUUUUUUUUUUAGACAUUAUCUAAUUUACUAUAUAACUCAUUUAGCCCUUUUUGAAUAUUUUUCUCACAUAAAUAACUUAUAUAGAUUAAAUGUUUAUAUUCGUCUAUUAAAUUCUGUUUUUCUGCGAUCAGUCUUUUUCUGGUUUCUUUCAGCACCGCUUUUUGUAUUUUUAUUUUAAUAUUUUUAAUAUUACAAUGGAACAUUUUUUCAUCGAUAUCUUGAGCAUGAUAAUUUUCUUUCUGCUGUUUCAAUAUUUGCCUGAUUUGUUCGUGAAUUAGUGAUUUGGCUUCCAUUUUUUUUGCAUUUUUUUUUUUAAAAAAUUCUGGAAAAAUUAUAUAGAAUUUGUAAACUAUCUACUAGAUAAAAAAAAAUAAUGCAUAUUAAUGACAAUAAUUUAUUUCCAACAUAUUCCUACUUUUUUAUGUUUUUUAACUCUUUUAUAUUAAAAAUUUGUAUGUAUUAAUCAUAAUUUAUUAAUACUUAAGUUUUUUCUGAAAGUGACUUUGAUUGCAUCCAUGCCGAGGUUGUUUUCGUUACGUUGUUGUAAUAUGGAGUUGAUUUUUUCCCAGAUAAGUGACGACUCCAUUUUUUUUUUUUUUUUUUUUUUUUCUAUUCUAGAAAAAUUGAAUAGAAAUAAAAUAAUGUACAGUAAUAAUAAUAAUUUAUUAUUUUAUUUUAUAUUUAACUCUUUUAUAUAAGAAAAAACUGUGUUAAUCAUAAUUUACUAACAUGUUUAACACUUAAAAGCUAUGGUUCUCCUUGGAAAAAUAAUAAUAUCUCUGUUUUUACAACAUAUUUCCAAUUAAGGACUACUCUUUCAGCUAAUUUCCCUACGACUCCGCCUCUACUUCUUAAUUUGUUGACCACUAGACCAAUUCCAGUGGCUUCUAAAAGUUCUAUAGUCAUCGGUAGUUUCGAAAGUUUGUAUACGCAUUCAUAUAAUUGUUCGUUGUUACAGGCCUCAUCAGCUCUUACGAUUUUUCUGGCGUAGUGAUUAAUCACUCUGACUGAAUGAAUGUAUACAUUCUAAUUUAUUUUAAAUCCUGUUUGUAAUAAUUUAAAUUCAUGUAAUGUAAUUUGCUGUUGUAUAUGAACAUGUUUCAGCACCCAUCUAAGGUAAGGUUAUUGUAGAAAUUUAUUCAAGGAGGGUAUUGACUAUGGUAAAAGGUGAAUGUCAUAAACAUUUGGCUGAGAUAGGUUAUGUUAGCGUCAAUUUAAAUGCAUGUAAUGCGAUUUUGCUGUUGUACCUGUAUGUUCAUGUUUUAGCAGUUUUCUAUAAUGUAAGGUUAUGGCACCAGGCCAUUGCUAUGGCCAUUUGUAUACUUAAUUAUUGAAGUAGUGGUAAAAAUCUGUGUAUAAAAGACAGAGGGAAUUCUCUAAUAUUCACCAGUCUUCAAGAUUUCAUCCCAGGACAAGAAGCUCAGUUCAACAGAAAUACUACCAAAAUAAAAUGUCGUAGCAAAUUACCAUAGCAAAUUGGAGGCCGGUCGUAACACCACUCAACGCUAUGGUUAUAAUUCUUGAAAUAAUAUUAAAUGACUGAUUAUAACAUAGUUUUUUUAAAAAAAAAAAAAAUAAAUAUUUAGUAACUAAAGUAUAUUGGAAGUGCGUCGUAACAUUACUCAACGCUUUGGGUAUAAUUCUUGGGACAUAGAAAAAAUAUAUAAUGAAAAAAAAACAGUAAAAAUAAUAUACUAUGUUUUAUGUUUCACAGAAUGAACAUUUUAGCAAAUCAAUUGAUAUGAGACCGUCCUUUUUAAAAACAAAACCUGGAACAAAACGUUCUGCAGAAAAAACAAGUGUUAAAAAACCUAUGAAAAAGAAGCAGAAUAAAAUGAAUGCAUCAUACAGAGAUAAUAUCGGCGAACGCUUGAGAUCAGAAGAUUUUGAUGUUGAAGUAUUUAAUUCGCUAACAUUCAGACAAGGAGAUGGCGUUGUGACAAUAAAGACGCCUUUUGAAGAAAAAGGAAAGGAUCUUUGGGUGCUAAGUCAUUAUAAGGUUACUAACAUCGAGAAUGUACCAGUAAAGGACAGAUGGAAGUUCAGUGAAGCUACUGUUAGAUUGUACACGACCGACGAAUAAAAAGAUCAAACACUUAAUACUGGUCUUAAUGAGACAAUGCAAAUUAUAUUUGAUAAAUUACUAACCGAUCCAAAGCGUCAAACUAUUAAAAGCAAGACGGUUGUUUGAUUAUUAUACGGAAAAAUGAGUUUCAUUUAAUAAAACAAAAUAUUAUUAUA